Molecule: messenger RNA, 5300 nt
Organism: Culex pipiens pallens (northern house mosquito)
Lineage: Eukaryota; Metazoa; Arthropoda; Insecta; Diptera; Culicidae
Gene: Iml1
Product: GATOR complex protein Iml1
Exons: 14
Coding region: 360-5087 (1575 amino acids)
Biological process (GO): positive regulation of autophagy; cellular response to amino acid starvation; negative regulation of TORC1 signaling
Cellular component (GO): GATOR1 complex; lysosomal membrane
Molecular function (GO): GTPase activator activity
Source: RefSeq, a predicted model, not a curated record
CCCAAAACAAGUUGCGAUUUAGUGGAUUUGGCACGCGAGUGAUUCAAUUUCCGUGUUAAAAUCAAGAAAGUUAAAGAUAUUUCGAUUAAAUUGUAGUAUUUUAAUUAAUUUGAGAGUGAUUUGGGAGGUUUCGGUUAAAUAAGAUCAAUCAGUAAACAAACGGAGAUAAGCCCAGAGCAAAUAAUUCUAGUUGCUAACUUGCUCAAACAGUUCGUGGUGCUCUUCGUCCGCGAUAAUGCCCAAGUGAUAAUGAGUCCUGAAAAUAGCUCGACAAUCAGUACCACAAUCUGCUGCUGCCGCUGCUUCUGCUGAAUUUGGCCACCAUUGCGUUUCUUGUUCAGUUUCAACAGUGAAGCAAGAUGAAGCGGCUGUUGAAGAUUAUUACGCACACGCGUAGCUUUAAGGCUGAAGACCUGCUGCUGAAUCCGAAGGAGCAUCCGGAUCUGAAGCUGAAGGAUAUCGUUGAGAUUUACCAUCCGGAUGAUGGUGAUGGGGUCCGUUUGCUGCUGCAGGUAACGUAUCUUACGGAGGAACUCAACUGUCGGGACACGAUCAGCGUUGAGGCCAGCGUGGCUGCGGCGUUCAAUUUGAAGCCGUACAAGGAUGUGUUUGUGCGCAAGAUGGAUCCGGCCGAGGUGGCGCUGGACUCGGUGGAGAUUACGUUUAAGGAUCAGUACAUGGGUCGGUCGGAGAUGUGGCGGUUGAAGACGUGCUUGACGAACACCUGCGUGUACUUGAACAAGAAGAUCGAGUACUGCGAGGGGUGCAUACGGUGCCAGGUGUACGAGAUGUGGUCGCAGGGUGAUCGGGUUGCGUGUGGGGUUAUUACGGAGGAUACGAAGGUGGUGUUUCGGAGCAACACUUCGAUGGUUUACCUGUUUAUUCAGAUGUCGUCGGAGAUGUGGGACUUUGACAUUCACGGGGAUUUGUACUUUGAGAAGGCGGUGAAUGGGUUUCUGGCGGAUUUGUACACCAAGUGGAAAAAGCUGGGCAGUAAUCACGAGGUAACGAUCGUUAUGUUUUCGAGGACGUUUUACGCGGCCAAGAGUUUGGAGGAGUUUCCGUUGCACAUGCGUGACUGCCUCCAGUUGGACUACAAGGGACGGUUUUAUGAGGACUUUUACCGGGUGGCGAUUCAGAACGAACGUUGCGACGAUUGGAGUUCAACGCUGGUCCAGUUGAGACGUUUGUUUACCGGGUAUCGAGAUGUCGUGCUGAAGUACCACGAUCGGCCGGAAUUGGACGUUAAGAUUCCGAUGGCUUUCAAUUCUACGGCAGCUCAGGGGAAUUUUUUGGAAGUGUUGAACAUUUCAUUAAACGUGUUUGAGAAGCACUUUUUAGAUCGAAGUUUUGAUCGGACGGGUCAGCUGUCGGUGGUGAUCACGCCCGGGGUGGGUGUGUUUGAAGUGGAUCGUGAACUUACGAACAUCACCAAACAACGAAUAAUUGAUAACGGAGUUGGGAGUGAUUUGGUGUGCGUGGGCGAGCAACCUCUGCAUGCGGUUCCACUGCUGAAAUUCCACAACAAAGAUUCGCUAACAUCGAUCGACGACUAUUCGAUGCCGCACUGGAUCAAUCUCAGCUUUUACUCCACCAACAAGAAGGUGGCGUACUCCUCGUUCAUCCCCCGGAUAAAACCACCCCCGGUUGCGUCGGAAGGUGCAAUGCACGAAUCGCCGGACUCGUUCAAGCUAAAACUGCCCAAGAAGGACAGCAAAAACGAGUACAUCCACAACUGUCUGUUCGAUUACGACGCGUACGACGAUCAGAUCUUCCAGAUGCCAUCGGCGCACGGAACCUGCUCGCUGCAGCGUGUUGCCCGCACCAAGAAAACUUCCGUGCCCAGUCUGGACGGCUUUGGGACGUACGGAAACCACCGCGAUUGGGACAGCCUAUCGUCGCCGACGGAUUUGCGCCGCAAGAUGAGCGAUCCGGACAUUCAUCACAAUCUGAACAACAGUAUGAAUCUGAGCAUCGUGUCGCACAGCAGCUCGCCGAACACGGCGACGACGGAUAAGGUACGGAAUGAGGGCGAUACCGGCAGUCGGUCGUUUGGCGCGUCCAGCGUUCCCAUGGUGCGAACUGGAAGGGCGCUGAUCAACCCGUUUGAUCCGUCGCACGUUACGAUCAAGCUGACUUCGAAUCGACGUCGGUGGACGCACAUUUUUCCAAAGGGACCACAAGGAGUUCUCAUCCAGCAGCACCACUACCAGGCGGUCCCGAUGCCAACGAAGCCGAAUAAUUUCGCCGCGUUCGAUCUGGACUCGAGCAGUGAGUAUGCGCACACGUCCUCGUGUACGUGGGGUGGCGGCGGCGGACGGGGCCGGAACGGCAGCAAUGCGUCCUUCGACAGUGGUCUCAACGAUAGUGAUUUGCGCGUUAUUGCCGAAAAUAAAGGUAUUCGCAAAAAAUCCAGCGUGCUACACUCCGCUGCGGGCCCAUUGGUCACGGUAACUCCGUCCAAAAGUCUUACCCUGCUGUGGGGAGUUACCGGCGAGCAAGAGUGGACUCCGUCACUGACCACAGCCGGACGAGUGAUUAUAGGGGUGGACUGGAAAUCGUUGACCAUUCCGGCGUGCCUUCCGAUCACGACCGACUACUUCCCGGACAAGCGGUCCCUGCACAACGAUUACGUUGUCUCGGACUACACGCUGCUGCCGGACGACGUGAACGCCGAAUUUGCCCAGAACCGGGCCAUCUACAAGAAGCCACUCUCGACGGACGAGGUGUUCCGGGAGUUGGUGUCGCAACGGCUCGCACAGGGAUUCCAAUUGAUUGUGCUGCCGGACAAGUCCAUCAUGAAUCCGCAGCAGGCACCGUGCUGCGGAGGACAACUGCAGUCUUCGUACCAGUCUAGCGUUCUGCGGAUACGACCGCCACAGGAACCUUCGCAGGAGUAUCUGCUUUCGAUUGGCCGGAUAUUUCACAAGAUUUCGCUGAGCGGUUCCGUAAUCACCGUUACGCGUUACCGGCCAAGACAUCCUUACCCGCCGAUAAACGUGGACUAUCGCUACCGAUUCCAUGCUCCACAGCAUGACACGUACGAAGUUUCGGGCGUUAAUUUUACCACGGAAAAGCUGGAGAAUUUCAACUGGAACUACAUGGACCAGUACAUUUGUACUCGCGGUGAUACCGAUUUUCAGCUGCAUGAGAACAUGAAAUACUGGCGCUACCGGAUGUAUCUGCUCCCGCGGGAUGAUCCCGCGAUGAAGAAAAUCCUGGACGGCUCCGCCAAGCGGUGUGACAUUUACACCGAGGACAAACCAAUCCAGUCGGACCAGCACCUGUGCAACGAGUUUGUUCGGUUUGUCGAAAUCAAUCUGAACAAGAUUAAAAAAGUUGCCUCGAAAAAACCGCGGGGAUGUCCACUGCAAACCCACCUGACCAGAAGACGACACAGCACCAGCAUCAUAUCCAGGCCACCACCUAACCAGUCCGGUGUUUGCACUAAAAUGUAUUAUAUUGGUAACGGCAACGGUCAUCAUAGCACUAAUUGUGUGUAUCAAGAACGCAAUCAUGUCGGUAACGGCCACAGCAUCCUGACCCGGUCCAAUUCGAAGGUGCUGGACAAGGCCAACAUUCACGCUGCGGCGGCGGCAUCGGCCGUAGCUGCGGCCAACCAGCUCAGCUCUCCAGCGGGUCGAACAACCGUCGACGGGGUCGCCCUUUCGACGCUGAAUUCCGCAGCGGAGCAGGGUUUGCCGGAGGACAGCGAUGACUUUACCACGGAGACGAGCAAGCUGAAGCAGACGGCGACGUUGACGGAAAUUUUCGAAGCGUUCAAGAAUCCCGUACAUGGGGUAGGUUUUGUGGGGCCAGCCCAGAGCAUGCCGUCGUGUACGUUCGUCGCGUACGAUGCCAUCAACUGGCUGCAGAGCCACAUCGACGGGCCGUGCCAUCCGUUGGACAUUCUCGAGGAUAUGAGGAGAGCGCGCAUGAUUUGCCAUGCCUCGGGAGAAUACUCCAAGCCGGUCGUUCCGGGCUUCUAUCUGUACUACAUCAUGAUGCAGGACAAGGAAUCUCGCGACUACACGCCUCCGCUGGGUGAUUUGGAAGCGUUCGAGAAUGAGUGGAUGGAGGUGGAGGUGCAGCAUCCGGAUUUGGUGAAACCCGUUGAUCCGAUCGACGUUGGUGUGCCCGUGUUCCUGCGAGAAACGAUCGAUCUAGGCGAGGACUUUUUCGACGGAUCGUUGUACAAGCAGACCCACCUCGAGAUUGACAUCAACAACAGAUCCGAUCGAACGGAAUGGGGUCACGCUCGGUACCACCAGAAAAUGAUCCCGAGUCACGCGUACGAAAUCGUUGUCCAGUGGAUCACCGCUUCCGGGCCGAUUGUUUGCGACUUGAUUAACGGUUGGUCCCGGCGAGCGCAGGGUUGUGGCUUCCAACUAGUCUCAAUCCCGGCAGAUCCACUCGCAGAACCAUUCACCGACAAGAGCGACCCGCUGCGUGGACCAAUUUUCGUCCCACUAGACUACGAUUGCCUCAAGCAACAUCGCAGCUUUCUGUUUGAAGAGUUCAAAAAGGAAACCUGGCCAAAACGUCUGCUCCUCUUCCAAGAGGCCAUCGUGGCCCGGUUCGGCUUCAUGCGGUGUGCCGUCGAAACCAAAACCGGCUCCAACCAAGUCUCGCUGGACUACCAGUACGUGCACUGCACCGGCAACAUGUUCAUCCUCGUCCCGAACCCCAACCACGAGCUUAAAUCGCGCCAAAGACUCGCCUCCGGCGGAAGCACCAUGAAGAAGCCCACAAACUUCAUCAACCGCUACUCGUCCUCGUACGAGUCCCAGAUCCAAAACAACAUCUCCUCGGCGGCCCACGAGGCGUACAUUACGCGUCACGUGACCGGCAGCAAAAACAAGGACGAAUGCGAUUUCAUCCGCCGGACGGGCUUCCUCUGGUCCUGGAACCACAUGAUUCCGAACAAAAAGUGGAAAUCGCUGGCGAUUGCCCAAACGGAGGAACUGUUCCAGCUGCGGAUGUUGCGAGAUUUCAAAGACUUCUGCGCCAACAAGGACCAACGGUUGGCCAACUUUUGGGAGGAGUGCUGGGAGGCGAAGGAAAAGUCGUCGAUGGCGCGAACCUAAGGCAGAGGGAGUGUGUGAUAUUGCUGUUGAUUCAGAGGCAUUCGGAAGGAUUUUUUUUCUGUCGAAUUUUAUUCACCUAAAACGAGGAAGAUUGUGUGUCUGUACAAAUUACCGUUUAAAAAGUGCCGUUAGUAGUACCGUGUCGUUUUGUAAAGUUCUCUUUGUUAUUCUUUUAUAUUUGCGAAAUAUUAAACUAGUUAUUGCUAUUAAAAA